This is a messenger RNA of Balaenoptera ricei (Rice's whale), 842 nucleotides long. RefSeq names its product IZUMO family member 4 (gene IZUMO4). The coding region runs from base 1 to 642 and encodes 213 amino acids. The transcript has 9 exons. Gene Ontology annotation, cellular component: nucleus. NCBI's taxonomy places the organism in Eukaryota, Metazoa, Chordata, Mammalia, Artiodactyla, Balaenopteridae. The record is from RefSeq and is a predicted model, not a curated record.
AUGGCACUGCUGCUGUGCCUGGCUCUGACAGCGGCGCUGGCCCGUGGCUGCUUGCACUGCCACGGCAACUUCUCGGAGAAGUUCUCCUUCUACCGCCAUCACGUGAACCUCAAGUCCUGGUGGGUGGGCGACAUCCCCGUGUCGGGCUCGCUGCUCACUGACUGGAGCCAGGACACAAUGAAGGAGCUGCAUCUGGCCAUCCCCGCGGAGAUCACCCGGGAGAAGCUGAACCAAGUGGCGAACGUCGUGUACCAGAGGAUGGAUCAACUGUACAAGGGGAAGAUGUAUUUCCCUGGGUAUUUUCCCAACGAGCUGCGAGCUAUCUUCCGGGAGCAGGUGCACCUCAUCCAGAAUGCCAUCAUCGAAAGCCGCAUCGACUGUCAGCGUCACUGCGGCAUCUUCCAGUACGAGACCAUCUCCUGCACCAACUGCACGAACUCGCACGUCGUCUGCUUUGGCUACAACUGCGAGUCGUCGGCAGAGUGGGAGACAGCAGUGCAGGGCCUCCUCCAGCACAUAAAUAACUGGAGCAAACAGGACACCAACACAAGCUUGUUAUCACCAAGCUUCAGGUGUCUGGAGCCCCCGCACCUGGCCAACCUGACUCUGGAAAACGCCUCCGAGUGCCUGAUGCAGCACUGAGGGCGGCCAGGCCCACCAGACCCGCCCCCGCCACGGUCUGGCGCUGUGGAGCAGGCCUGCUGCUGCCUGGGUGCCCCACCCCCUUGGAGCCCAGGCUGGGCCGGGCCGGGGCUGGGAGGAGGGGAAGGGAGGUAGAUGGGUUUGUACAUAGCAGCGGGAUCACAGCUGUUUGACGGAAUGAUUAAAUAUCCCUGACAUUU